AGUGCCACAGCUUACUGCUGGUCCGGUCCUCGCCUGCUGAGUGCUGGCUGCUGCAGCUCCAAGGCAACAAUGGUGAGUGGGAGGUCCAUCACCUCCGGCGCCGCCGCGCCGUGCCACCUGCGACCGACGGACCGGCACACCAUGGCCGCGUGCCGCUCGCGGCAGCGACCACCUCUGCCCCCCAAAACAAGGGCAAAGGGCCCGGCGCGCCGCUCCGGUAAGCUCCAUCGUCAACCGUCUCCGCGAGGCACGCAUCGUCAUCCCCUCUCCUCUCCUCUUCUCCGCCGAGGAUCUGCUGUCUCGGGCUCUUUUUUUUAGGGUUUAGGGUACAGUGCUCGAUCCUGUAAUAAUUCUGAAAAAAGGCAGUGCUUUUCGUGUCUCUGAAUGCCACAUCACAAUGCCCAAAUGCCACGGUUGCACCGAUUUUAUUCCGUUUCUCACUGUCCAAAUGCCGCAUCACGAUCGCGCCAUGAUUAUUUUUUUUUUAGCCCUCCUCACCAGCUAACUUUUAUUCAGAUAAAAGGGAAUGAUUUUUUACAGGGAUGGGUUAUUGGGGGAACUACAAUACAACAUCACUGGUGAAACUGAAAACAACCAAGAGACAGGCUAACUAAAACAUGUUCAGAAACAUCAUCAAGCUAAACCGGAUUUUUAUUCAGACAGAAGGGAUUUGUUUUCUGAUUUGAGAUUGCAGCCACAUCAACAUCAAAGAUAGGAGAUAUUUCAGAGCACACAAUCUUUUCGUUGAAGACUGGGCCACAUGAUGUUGGCAAGAGCAACCACACUGUUAGUUAGGGAGAAAAUUGAAUUGCAGGCAGAACAAGUCCAAGUUUGCAAAUCCAGGAGAGACCAGGAUUAGUGAAAAGCCAACCAAUUGAUGCUUGUCUUGACUUGACCUGGCAAUAAGGUUAGGUAGCCAAGGAGUCCAAUACUGGAGGGUUGAUCGGAAUUCAUGGCGGGUGCACUGGUGAGCGCCUCUACGGGGGUCAUGGAGUCUCUCCUUGGCAAGCUAUCCAGUAUGUUGGAGAAAGAGUACGCCAAGAAGAAAGCGGUAGAGAAGGAUGUGCUGUUCCUGCGAAACGAGCUGAGCAGCAUGAACACCGUGAUGCAGAAGUACGCGAUGUUGAGUGAGCCCGACUUGCAAGUGAAGGCUUGGAUGAAAGAGGUAAGGGAGCUGGCCUACGACAUCGAGGACACCAUUGACGCUUUCAUGGCUCGGAGUGAAAAAUCCAAUGAGCCUACAGGUAUCAGAGGAUUUAUCAUCAACAAUAUCCUGAAACUGAGAGAGCUGCUCUCAAGCUGUACUAUUUCUCAAGAGAUUGAAAAACUCAAGAACCAAGUUCUCGAGGUGAACGAUCGUAGAAAAAGGUAUAAGCUUGAUGUAUCUGUGUCCAUGGGUACCGGCUGUGAAUCAAUUGACCCUCGCCUGCCAGCGUUUUAUUCCGAGGUAGGUGGACUUGUCGGGAUCGAUGGGCCGAGGGACAAAAUUAUCAAGUUGCUAAGGGAGAAUGCAGCUGAUGAAGAUUGUGGAUUUGUGAAUCGACUUAAGAUGGUGUCUAUCGCAGGGUUUGGAGGUUUGGGGAAAACUACUCUUGCCAAACAAGUUUAUGAGAAAAUCAAAUGGCAGUUUGAUUGUGCUGCUUUCGUGUUUGUAUCUCAAAUCCCAGAUAUGAAGAGGGUUCUUUUGGAUUUGCUUUGUGGACUUGGGGCUUCUGGUAAUACAUGGGAUGAUGAGAAGCAACUCAUUGACAAGAUCAGAGAAUUUCUUCAUGACAAGAGGUAUAUAAUUGUCAUUGAUGAUAUCUGGAGCAUAUCUUCUUGGGAGAUCUUGAAGUGUGUAUUGCCUGAGAACAAUUCUGGCAGUAGAAUAAUUACAACUACACGUAUUCUUGACGUAUCCAUGAUAUGUUGCUCUACUUUCAAUGGAAGUAUUUACCGCAUCAAACCAUUAAGUGACGACGACUCCAGAAGGUUGUUUUGUAGAAGAAUUUUCCACGGUGAGCAUUCGUGUCCAUCACAUCUAGAAGAGCUUUCAAAAGCAAUUUUAAGAAAAUGUGGUGGUUUGCCAUUGGCCAUACUUCAUAUUGCUAGUUUGUUGGCAACCAAAUCUAACACAAAGGAAGAGUGGGAGUUGGUGCUAAAUUCAAUUGGCUCAGCACUUGAAAAUAGCCAUACUCUACAAGGUCUGAAAAAGAUACUGUUACUCAGUUUCUAUGAUUUACCACCACAAUUGAAGACUUGCUUACUAUAUCUCAGUAUAUAUCCAGAAGAUUGCAUGAUCAACUCCAAAGAGUUGAUAAGGAAAUGGAUAGCUGAAGGAUUUAUCGCGGAAGACAGUGGGAAGAGAUUGGACCAAGUAGCAGAGAGUUAUCUUAAUGAUCUUAUCAACAGAAGCAUGAUCUUACCUUUCGACAUUACUCAUGCUGAUGGUGUACAAUAUUAUCAAGUCCAUGACGUUGUCCUUAACAUUAUCAUAUCUAUGUCGAAAGAAGAGAAUUUUGUCACGAUAAUAGAUGGGCAUAAGUGCAGUUCUUUGCAGGAAAAGAUCCGUCGAGUAUCCCUCCAGUUCAAUGAUUCAGAAGAUGUUGUAGUGCCAACAAACAUAACAAACAGAAGUUGUGUCCGUUCACUCAGUAUAUUUGGGAUUACUAAGCAAGUGCCAUAUUUUAUGGAUCUUCAAUCUUUGCGAGUGUUGGACUUAGGUUAUUGUACAUUGUUACAGAAUCAGCACAUUGAAUGUUUAGGAAGUAUGCUUCAACUUAGGUAUCUGGUUCUCCAUUCUCAAUUAAUCACUGAACUUCCUGAUGAAAUUGGGAACUUGCAACAUCUAGAGAUGUUAGAUGUCACAUUAUGUUCCAUACAAGCUCUUCCAGAUACCAUUGUUCGAUUACAGAAACUCGUGUGUCUAUAUGUGAGUACUAAAGUGAAACUACCAGAAAUGAUUGGAACUAUGCAAUGUUUAGAGGAGCUGUUCCACAUAUCAAGCAACUCUAUAAGAUUGGCUGGAGAUCUUAAAUGUCUGAAAAAACUGAGAGAUCUUGCAAUAGCUGUUGAAGACCCUGUUGGGACAAAGAGCUCUACAUUGAGAUACAGGGAAGUAGUUCGGUCAUCCCUUACUGAAUUGGGCAGACACAACCUGCAGUCACUCUCACUGAAUUACAAAGGUGAUGAGAAUUUCAUUCUGGAUUCGUCGAUGGGUUCAUGCUUCUCAACUCAGCGUCUCCGGAAACUUAUCAUUGGGAAAACUCUUUCCAGGGUGCCAGAGUGGAUGAGUAUAUUUGACAAUCUCACACACUUACAACUGUGCAUCUCAAGGAUGGAACAGAGUGAUAUUAACAUACUCAAAGGAAUUGACUCUCUGAUCUUUCUCCGCCUCGUAUUUACAGGGCAUGCUCCUGAUGGAAGGAUAGUCAUCGACAACCGAGGAUUUCAAGCUCUCAAGGAAUUAUAUCUUCUAUGUUUCAUUCCUGGGAUGUGGCCAGUGUUCGAGCCAGGAGCUAUGCAAGAAUUACAGAAGUAUCACCUCACUUUCAAGCUACAGAAAGUACAUUGCAAGAAUAGUGUUUUGGACUUUGGUCUCCAGCAUCUUUCAAGCCUCCAGCACAUAAGUGCGAUAAUUAUUCCAUCUGGUGCUACCAGUGAGGACACAUUGGUUGCAGAGGAUGCCAUCAGGAGUGCUACAAGUAUCCAUCCCAACCAACCAAUAGCUGAAAUUUUUGUCGAGUAAAAAAAAUGGUAACCGGCCAGUUAUAGGUUUUCUACGAGUCAAAAUUCUCCCCGAAACAAGUAGACCUCAUUUUCAUGUGUCUUUGUGUUAUAUGCUCCUCUGUUCUGGUUGCAUUUGAGAAUGUAUGCCUUUGUUAGUAUAACCCUUUCACAAGUGAAGAACUAAUUACAUUAGUCCUCUGAUACUGUAGUCCUAAUGCUCUUUUUAGGUGAGGAUAGUUGUACUCUAACUCUUGUAUAUUACUGAUUUUAUUUUUGUGGUUGUAUGCUAAGUUAUUUAUUUGCUCAAG
Oryza sativa Japonica Group (Japanese rice) is the source of this 4016-nucleotide messenger RNA. The record is from RefSeq and is a predicted model, not a curated record. Lineage: Eukaryota; Viridiplantae; Streptophyta; Magnoliopsida; Poales; Poaceae.